Molecule: messenger RNA, 1350 nt
Organism: Fraxinus pennsylvanica
Lineage: Eukaryota; Viridiplantae; Streptophyta; Magnoliopsida; Lamiales; Oleaceae
Source: the annotation of a GenBank genome assembly
AUGCACAGCUAUGAUUUUUCAAUUUUCUUAUGCUUUGUGGCUGCAUUACUGUUGAUGAACUGCUCUGUAUUCGCCAAUGGCGAAUGGGUGACUUGCUCGGGAAUGGUACCGAUGAGGGACCGGGACGAUAAGAUAUCAAUAACGGAUUUUGGAGGGGUAGGUGAUGGGAAGACAAUUAACACGAAAGCAUUCAGGGAAGCUAUUUACAGGAUUGGGCAUUUGAACAGGGAAGGAGGCACACUGCUUUAUGUACCUUCUGGGGAGUAUUUAACUGAACCUUUUAAUCUCACCAGCCAUAUGACUCUUUACUUGGCCAAAGGUGCUGUUAUCAAGGCUACACAGGAUACUGGGAAUUGGCCAUUGGUAGCUCCGUUGCCUUCUUAUGGAAGAGGAAGAGAACUACCCGGAGGAAGAUACGUGAGCUUUAUCCAUGGUGAUGGAAUUCAAGAUGUGGUUAUUACUGGUGAAAAUGGGACGAUUGAUGGCCAAGGUGGUGUCUGGUGGAACAUGUGGAGGCAAAGAACCCUUCAUUUCACUAGGCCUAAUCUUAUUGAAAUCAUGAACUCCACAAGUGUAAUAAUUUCCAAUGUAACUUUCAAGAACUCGCCCUUUUGGAACAUUCACCCAGUGUAUUGCAGCAAUGUUGUCAUUCAAAAUGUCACCAUAUUGGCUCCUGCUGACUCCCCCAACACUGAUGGAAUUGAUCCAGACUCAAGUUCCCAUGUCUGUAUUGAGGACUCAUACAUAUCAACGGGAGAUGACCUCAUAGCAGUAAAGAGUGGGUGGGAUGAGUAUGGAAUUUCUUAUGGUCGCCCUAGUCAAGGGAUCACCAUUAGACGGGUAACUGGAUCAUCGCCAUUUGCUGGAAUUGCAGUGGGAAGCGAAACCUCUGGCGGAGUAGAGGACAUUUUGGUUGAGCACAUAAACUUAUUCAACACGGGGUUUGGCAUCCAUUUGAAGACAAAUAUCGGUAGGGGAGGGGUUGUAAAAAACAUUACAAUCUCGAAUGUUUAUAUGGAGAAUGUACGGAAGGGAAUAAAGAUUUCGGGCAAUGUUGGGGACCACCCGGAUGAAAAAUAUGAUCCAAAUGCUAUUCCUGUUCUUAAGGAUGUUACAAUUAAGGAUGUUUGGGGUGAAAAGGUUCAGCAGCCUGGUUUGAUUCACGGUCUGAAGAAUGCACCAUUUACUGGGAUUUGUCUAUCUAACAUCAACCUUCAUGGUGGCCCAAAACCAAGGAAUUUACCUUGGCAAUGCUCGGAUGUAAGUGGGGCUGCGGUUGAGGUUAGUCCAUCACCAUGUUUAGAACUUAGGAGCAGCCAGAAAAAUGGUAUAUGCUCAUCUUCCUUUUGA